This is a messenger RNA of Eurytemora carolleeae, 1229 nucleotides long. RefSeq names its product scavenger receptor class B member 1. The record is from RefSeq and is a predicted model, not a curated record. Gene Ontology annotation, molecular function: scavenger receptor activity. NCBI's taxonomy places the organism in Eukaryota, Metazoa, Arthropoda, Copepoda, Calanoida, Temoridae. Gene Ontology annotation, cellular component: membrane; cytoplasm.
AACAACUUCAAUUUUUUUUUUACAUAUUUGUAAAAUUAAACUUUUUUUAUAGAAAAAAACAUGGUUGGCAGAUUUCUUGGUUUUAUUUACCUUAUAUUAUUUGUAAUAGAGUUGAACGCCAGGCCGAAUCUGAAAUCAACUACUGAGAAUAAGGAAAACUACCCGUGGACAGCUAGAAUGAGGUUUAUAUUCUUCCAAGUUAUAAAUCCACUCGAGGUGGUUACAGGGGUAGAGAUGGCAAAAUUUGAAGAAAGGGGUCCAUACACGUAUAGGGAGGUUCUGGAGAAAAGAAACCAAGUCGAGGGGGACAGUACAGUACAAUUUGAGCAGUACAGACAUUUUGAAUUUGAUGCUGCGCAAAGCUGUGAAGGAUGUUUGAAAACUGAUACUGUGAGAAUUCUCAAUCAACCUUUGAUCGGAGCUGUCGCCGGAGCAAUGGCUCAAGGAGGUGGACUUGUUUCGGGAAUAGCCCUGGGUAUAUUGGCUGGAGCAAUACAGAAUACAGCGGAUUCUCCAGAUCUGUUCCUAGUUGACUCAGUGGAUAAUAUUCUUUUCGCAGGAGUAAACAAUGAGCUAGUUCAGGAGUUACUCACAAACAGCCUUUUGAAAAACAAACUCCCGCCUGCUAUACAAGACAAUGGGUUUGCGAUCUUUAAAAUGCUACAACCCAUAAUGAAUGCUACGAGGUUGAUGUAGGAGUGGAAAGACAUACAGAGAUAAAUCUUUGGGGACCAACACUUGCUGAAGACGACCUUAACCCCGAUCUAUCCGAAGCGAGGACUUGUCCUUCUGUGAUUGCUGGAGAAGUAUUCUCCUGCAGAAGUACCAAAAACUUUCCUUACUGGUGGCCUUAUAAAGAUAUAGAAGGAAAUGAGAGAGUUAACACUACUUGCAACCUUCUCAGAGGAACAAAUGGUGAACAGUUCCCUCCGUUCCUUGAUGAUAGACGAGAUGAACCUCUUUGGAUCUUUUCUACCGAUCUUUGUCGAUCCAUGAGCUUAAAAUAUCUAGAGGACCACGAUAUAGAUGGAAUUCGUACACUAAGAUACACUCUACCACAAGGAUAGUUUAGUUUAUUUAUAAAAAGUUUUAAAGAUCGCAUAAUUAAUCUCAUGCAUGUAUUGGGUUACCACAAAAAAUGAGAUUUCAGAGACGUUACAUACUGCCUAUUUCCUAACCUUCAUGGUUUAAACUUGGUGCUCUUUUUGCCAAAUCAUUAAGCUAUAAAA